Molecule: messenger RNA, 540 nt
Organism: Emiliania huxleyi CCMP1516
Lineage: Eukaryota; Haptophyta; Isochrysidales; Noelaerhabdaceae
Exons: 3
Coding region: 1-540 (179 amino acids)
Source: RefSeq, a predicted model, not a curated record
AUGUCCCUGCUCGUCUCCCUGCUCCUCGCUCGGCCGGGCGGCGGCUCGGGUGGUGCGGAGGCGCCGCCGCUGCGCGUGCGCGCGCACGGGGCGGCGCUGGAGCACGCCUGCUGUCGCCGCCACGGCCCGACGCCCGGGGCCGGACGCCGAGUCAGACAAACUUUUGGCGAGGACCGAGAGCAUCUUCUCACCGAGCAUCUUAACGCCGACCCGCUCUCCUGCAACGAUCCGCGGGGGAGGGGCUCGUGUGAUCCGGCCGAAGCGGCGGCGCGUGGCGCGCACACGCCCCGCUCGCCCGCGGCCGCUGUGGCAUGCCCGGCGAGAUUCAGCUUUGCCCCCUCGGCGUUGUUUACGAAGCUGACCUCGCUGCUGUGCUUCGGGCGCGGCGGCAUUCGUGGCAUCCUAUGGGUCGUCCAGAGUAUCGACCUCUGGCGAGUCAGCCAGCCCCACUUUGAGGGCGCCAUGAAGCCCCCCCCCGACCGCGUCGAACUCAUCGGCGCGGGCUCUCUCGGCUACGGGACCGGCCCCAGCUUCGGCUGA